AUGAAAGCACACAUAAUCUUUUGGCUUUUCUUUAUACCAUUCUGCUUAAUAAAUUCCAGCUCUCACAAUUUUGUUGUGAAAGGCUACUGUCUUGGCCAUCAACGUUCGUUGUUGCUCCAAUUGAAAAACAACCUUAUAUUCAACCCCGAAAAAUCUUCAAAACUAGUGCAUUGGAAUCAAAGUGAAUAUGAUUGUUGCAAAUGGCAUGGGGUAACAUGCAAAGAUGGACAUGUUACAGCCCUUGAUCUUAGUCAAGAGUCUAUUUCCGGAGGACUUAAUGAUUCAAGUGCUAUUUUCAGCCUGCAAUAUCUGCAGAGUCUGAAUUUGGCAUUUAAUGACUUUCAUUCUGUGAUUCCUAAAGACUUGCAUAAGCUGAAAAAUUUGAGGUAUCUCAACUUUUCUGAUGCUGGCUUUGAGGGUCAAGUCCCGAAAGAAAUUUCUCACCUUACAAGGUUGGUUACUCUUGAUUUGUCUUCUUUAAUUACUUCACAUCAGAACAUAAAACUUGAGAAUCCAAAUAUAGAGACUCUUUUGAAAAACCUCACAGAUAUCACAGAAUUGUAUCUAGAUGGUGUAGCAAUAUCUGCCAGCGGAGAAAAAUGGGUUCGUGCUUUAUCUUCACUGAAGGGUCUUCGUGUUUUGAGCAUGUCAUCAUGCAAUCUCUCUGGACCUUUUGAUUCUUCACUAUCCAAGCUUCAAUCACUCUAUUUUCUAAAAUUGAACCACAAUAAUUUGUCAAGCAUACUGCCAGAUUCCUUUGCAAAUUUCUCCAAUUUAACCAUCCUACAACUAAGUAGUUGUGGCUUGAAUGGUUUUUCCCCAAAACAUAUCUUUCAAUUACAAACAUUAAAGUUUCUUGACAUAUCAGAUAAUCAAUAUCUCCAUGGUUCUUUACCAGACUUUCCACCGCUUGCAGCUCUUCAAUACUUGAAUCUAAGCCAUACAAAUUUCUCAGGAUCGCUUCCAAAUUCUUUUUCCAAUCUGAAGCAUUUGUCUACUAUUGAUCUAUCUUACUGUCAAUUCAAUGGAACACUUCCUAGAUCAAUGUCAAAACUCACCCAACUUCUUUAUCUCGAUCUAUCUUCGAAUAAUCUAACAGGUCCACUCCCUUCUUUCAAUAUGUCCAAAAACCUCACAUAUAUAUCUCUUUUUCUCAAUCAUUUAAGUGGGAAUUUACCAUCUGAUCAUUUCGAGGGCCUCAUUAAUCUUGUAAGCGUCAAUUUAGGGUUCAAUUCUUUCAACGGAAAUGUUCCCUCAUCUGUGCUUAAGCUCCCAUAUUUGCGAGAAUUGAAGCUUCCCUAUAAUCAACUUAAUGGUACUUUGGGUGAAUUCGAUAGUACAUACUCAUCAGUAUUGGAGAUACUUGAUUUGACCAGUAAUAAUUUGCAAGGACCUAUUCCUUUGUCUGUCUUUAACAUUAAAACACUUCGUUUCAUUCAACUUUCGUACAACAAGUUUAAUGGCACGAUAUACUUGGAUAUCAUUAGAAGGUUAAGAAAUUUAACUAUACUAGGGCUCUCACAUAACAACCUUUAUGUUGAUGUCAACAUCAAACUUGAUCAUGACUUGUUGCCCUUUCCUAAGAUGAGAAUUCUAAUGUUGGAUUCUUGCAAGCUGAGAGAAAUCCCUAGUUUCUUGAGAAACCAGUCCACGUUAUUAGCUCUUCAAAUAUCUGAGAACAAGAUUGAAGGACUAAUACCCAAUUGGAUUUGGCAACUUGAUUCUCUCAUUACCUUGAAUCUUUCCCAUAACUAUUUGAUAGGUAUGGAGAGAAGUGUUUCAAAUUUCAGUUCUAACCUUUUAAUAGGUGAUUUUAGUUAUAACCAACUCCAAGGGCCUAUUUCUUUCAUUCCCGGUUACGCAAUAUAUUUGGACUACUCAAGCAAUAGAUUAAACUCUUUCAUUCCGCCAGACAUUGGAAACCACAUCCCUUACAUACGUUUGUUGUUUCUUUCAAACAACAAUUUUCAGGGACAGAUCCAUGAAUCUUUUUGUAAUGCAUCUACUCUAAACUUGCUAGAUCUUUCCCACAAUAACUUUGUUGGGACGAUUCCCAAGUGUUUCGCAGCACUGAGUAGUAGUCUCAAGAUGUUGAAUUUUGGUGGAAACAAGCUCCGAGGUCAUAUUCCUACUACUAUGUUUCAGAACUCAUGUGCACUAAGGCUUUUGAAUCUAAAUGACAAUCUUUUAGACAGUAGUGUACCAAAAUCAUUGGUCAAUUGCAAAGAACUAGAAGUCCUUAACCUUGGAAAGAAUUCAUUAACCGGAAAAUUUCCAUGUUUUUUGAGCAAAAUUUCCUCCCUAAGAGUAAUGGUUUUAAGGUCAAAUAAGUUCCAUGGGUCUAUUAAAUGCUCUAAUAGCUUUGGUGAUUGGAAGAUGCUUCAUAUCGCUGAUCUAGCCUCCAAUAACUUCGGUGGAACAUUAUCACCUGCACUCUUAAAUAGUUGGAAAGCAAUGAUGCGCGAUGAGGACGAGCUUGGGCCAGAAUUCGGCCAUUUGUUUUUUGAUAUUGUUGAUAUCUUUCAUCCUAUGCGUUUCAAGGAUGUACUACAAAAUUUGAACAAAGUUCUUGCUUUGAAAGUGGCUAAACUUGUUGCAAACAUGUCUCACUCUAUUCUUGACCAGGCAUAUCUUGAUGGUGGUUCGAUUUUGGCAAAUCUUGUUCGUUAUCAGGAUUCAAUUAUUAUUGUCAACAAGGGUCAACAGAUGAACCUGGUAAAAAUUCAAAGUGCCUUCACUUAUAUAGAUAUGUCAAACAACUAUUUGGAGGGGCCAAUACCUUAUGAGAUAACGCAAUUGAAAGCAUUGAAUGCUCUAAACUUGUCACAUAAUGCAUUAUCGAGCCAUAUACCAUCAUCGGUGGGGAAUUUGAAGAAUCUUGAAUCUUUGGACUUGUCAAACAACUCCUUAAAUGGAAAGAUUCCUCAAGAGCUUUCAAGUAUAUAUUUCCUUGAAUAUAUGAACCUCUCGUUCAAUCACCUUGUGGGACGAAUUCCGUUGGGUACUCAAAUACAAUCAUUUGAUACAGAUUCCUUCAAAGGGAACGAAAGGUUAUGUGGACCUCCAUUGACCAACAAUUGCAAUGAUGAUGGAGUGCAAGGGCAACCGCCACCAGCAUCUGAAUUAUCUCAUUCUCAUAAUGACAGUUCAAUCGAUUGGAAUUUCUUAAGUUUGGAGUUGGGAUUUAUUUUUGGCUUUGGAAUUUUCAUCCUCCCCCUUAUUUGCUUGAUGAAAUGGAGGUUGUGGUAUUCCAAACAUGCAGAUGAAAUGCUUUACAGGUUCAUCCCCCAGCUAGAUUUUGUGUAUGAACAGCAUGAAGGGAAGAGGUAUAGAACUCUGAGGUGGAGGUACUGA
This is a messenger RNA of Medicago truncatula (barrel medic), 3354 nucleotides long. Its product is annotated as receptor-like protein 7. NCBI's taxonomy places the organism in Eukaryota, Viridiplantae, Streptophyta, Magnoliopsida, Fabales, Fabaceae. The record is from RefSeq and is a predicted model, not a curated record. Bases 1 to 3354 code for a protein of 1117 amino acids. Gene Ontology annotation, molecular function: protein binding. The transcript has a single exon.